CCUCCACACCUUUAGGGGGCAGUAAUGACCCAAUGUUGGUGUUGGCAACUUUCUAGUAGCACGAGUUAAAAAAACAGUGACGUUUUGUUUUUAGACGUACGUCAUAGGGAUUCUGACCAAACGCGGCAGCGAUGGUAAUUUUGAAAAUAGCGGGCUAGGUUGCUAACUGCUACAACAUCUCCGAUAUAUGAGUUUUUUUUUUCUGUUGGAACAUGGCGUCAUAUAAUUUAUUACAACGCGCUUAUUCAAACUUUGAAUCUCCCGCCAAGGUGUUUGCGCAGCUAAAAUCUAAAGUGCAGAAAGAAGCCAUGUCCACGAAGGAGUGCAGGUCAGGGUUUCACUCGCCGAAGAAGAAAACAACAAGCCUCUGGACAGAAGAGUUUACGGACACUCAGGGGUUCGAUUCCGGUCUCAACGAGGCCCAUGCUUUGACUCUGUCGCCCAUAACGAGUCCUCAAAAAACGUUCGAUUGCCCUCGUUCCGAUGAGAGCGGCAAACCGCUGGACAUGACGUUCGCACAAAAGGCUAAGGACAGUCUUUUUCUCGAGUCAACGGCGAUGUCCCACACCCUGGUCAACAGAUGCCAGACAGCGGAACAGGGGUGUCCGAUCAGAGGCUUGGACUGUCUCGGCAGCUACAGGUCUCCGGUGAAAACGGCGGGGAGGGACACGCGUGACAACAAACGCGCUCCUCCUGUGGUCAUUGGGUGUUCUCCAAACACCCUGUUCUCCCCGAUGAGAAACAGGAAGAGGAAACUGGAGCAGCACGAGUUUGGGAAAGUCAGUGGAAUGACUGAGGAGAGCCAACACGACCAGCAUCUCAAGAUGGACGGGAAAAGCUCUGCUUUAGGUGAUGGGAGAGGACGAGGAGACGGAGGAGGAGGAGGCUGUACCAACCAGCCAGAGAUGCUCAGGGAUCACAUGUUCACCCCCAGAACCAAGGUUCAGAAACAUUGUAGCAUUGCAAUUGAAAGGCUCCCCGUUAUGUCUCCUGCCAAAAUGUUUGCUUUCAUGAAGGAGAGGGAAAACAAACUGCAGAAGCUGGAAGCGGGCAUCAGCAACAGCCGACGAGAUCUCUUUGGAAACUUGCACCAAACCCAAGACAUUCCUCUUCCUUCAGCUGAAAAUCAGAUGGAGACCACUCCCAGGAGGCAUAUUCCUGCUCAAGAGUCCGUCGGAAACAGGUCCGACAGUCAGUUGGACAGCAGUCGCUCCACCUGUUCCCAGAGAAUGUCCACUUCGCCGGCACCCGUUUUGCUGGAGGACCCGCUGGUUCUCAACUCCCCUCAAAUCUCCAUUCCGAAAAAGUGUGAGACUAAGUUUGGCCUCAGGCAUUGGCCCAGCCAAAGAAAAUUCCCAGUCGAGAAUGUGGUUUAUCUGAAGAAGUGGUUCCUGAGGAGGAGCAGUAAUGGGCUUUUUGUGGAUGGAAUUCACAGAGAAGACAACAUUCCAUGGCACAGUAACAUCAUUGCAGAGAGGAUCUCCAAAUCUGUGCUGAGGACGGUCUCAGGAAGAGUUUACUUCUUAGUUGGCCGCAUGAUCCCAAAUGUUACCUCUGAUUUUCCAAAGUGGUUUCUGAAAAAGUUCGCUAAUGGUUUCCCAUCCGACUGGAAGGCGCUUUAUGAGAAGUUUCUGUCUGAGUCAAAGGAAGAAAAAAAGAAGAAAACCGACAACACAGGCAUACAGCCCACUAAAAAACCAGAGGCUGCUUCUGUGAAUUGUUCAGCGAGGAAAAUGAGGCAAAGGGCGCUAAAGACGCCUGACGUCAGUCCUCAGUUGUUGUCUGCCUCCACCAAAGUGUCUCGGAGCGGCCGCGUCAUCAAGCCUCCUCUGGAGUACUGGAGAGGAGGGAGAGUCCUUCUAGACGCAGAGAUGAACGUCACCAUCCACGAGUGUUACGACAGCAUCCUAUCUGACUCCAUGGCAGAAUCCCAGGAGCCUGUCCGUGAUUUCCUGCCUCGCAGCAAAGGUAAAAAGUGCAGUAAUUUGGCAACUGUCGAGGAAGUGUCUGUACCUGUAAGGAAGGUCAAGAUGCUCCAAAAACAGGGGAAAAAUGGGCCUAAACCUGGAAAGUUUCCAGAUUCAUCUGAUGCUGCUGUGGAAACGUGCAGCAGCACUGAAGAGGGAUCUAGAAGAACGACAAGAUCCACCCAAAAGUGCAAAUAUCUAUCCACAACAGGAUCACACAAAGAGGCCUUGAAAGAAAGUGAACCUAAGAGGCCGAAGCAGAGACAGAUAAAGCAAACGGGGAACACGGACAUGUCUCCCACGGGAAAGGCGAGCAGGAGACGCACCGUCCUGGCAAAUUUUAAUUCAUCAGAGAGUCUGACAACCGAUGGCCAGUUUUCCUUUGAGGAAAAGAAGCCUCAGAAAAAGCGACAGGGCAGGAAAGUUCCUCAAAAGCCUGAACAGAACCACAGUCUGUCGUUAAACCAGUCCCAGUCUUCUGAGGAGAAUUUGAAAAAAUCCAGGAAGACAAAUCACAGGAGAAGGAGAAACAGAAAGCCACACGAACAACAAAGACGGGUCAAAAUACCACCAACAGUGAACCCUUUACCAACACAAACAAGCAAGAAGCAUCAGGUACAGAAACCAAUACUAGAUGAAGAUGAAUGGACAGAGGAAGAGCUCAGCAGGCUGCAAGAAGUUGUAUCCCGCUAUCCUAAACACAUUGCCGGCUACUGGGAAAAGGUUGCACAGAGGGUAGGAACACGCACAGCCGGAGAGUGCCACAAAAAGCACACUUCCCAUGGAACAUCCCAGAGUCCUGCUAAAACCCACAGGAGGCAGAAGAAAGGGAAGGCAGAAGCAGCCAAGCAUCCGGCGGCAGAGCAACCCGUGAUAUCUGCCAGAGCGGGAACGCUGAAGAGGAAACAGCAGGUGCGCCACUUCCUGGAGACCCUUCCCAAAGACGACAUGAACGAUGCUUUCAGCUCGACAUACAUGCGGAAUAAACGGUUCGAGGUACCUUCCCUGUGUUCGAGUGAUGAUCAUGACUCCAUGCUGGGGGAUCUGGAAUACCAAACUCCAAAGUCGACCUGUUUCCCCGAAGUCAAGACUCCUCAGUGUUUGCACAUCACCCCCGGCAUGAUGGGAUCCCCAAACACGAAAAGUGAUGACAAGUAUGUCUAUCAGCUGCAGAGAAGGAUGAAAAAGAAUCAGUUUAAUGUUCAGAAGAACCCGGCUCCUUCAAAGAAGUUCAUCGCCACACCAGGAGUGAAACGGGUGAUGAGGCGAUGCGGUGAAACAGAAAAUACUUCUUUCGUUGUUUGGGAGAUGUUUCCCGGAAAGGAGGAAGAGUCGCCUGAAAGUGGAGAGGAAGAGGAUUACUACUUCUCAGAUGACUGAGUUAUUCAAAGUUGAAACUUUUUUUUUUCUUUUUUUUAUGAAUGCAACAAAAGCCAAUAAAAUACAGGAAAUCUGUAAUAUUUUAACCUUG
Oryzias latipes (Japanese medaka) is the source of this 3438-nucleotide messenger RNA. RefSeq names its product MIS18 binding protein 1 (gene mis18bp1). The record is from RefSeq and is a predicted model, not a curated record. Lineage: Eukaryota; Metazoa; Chordata; Actinopteri; Beloniformes; Adrianichthyidae. Gene Ontology annotation, cellular component: chromosome, centromeric region.